Micropterus dolomieu (smallmouth bass) is the source of this 2175-nucleotide messenger RNA. It is a transcript of the gene c1qtnf5, whose product is annotated as C1q and TNF related 5. Bases 125 to 877 code for a protein of 250 amino acids. The transcript has 3 exons. Gene Ontology annotation, molecular function: protein binding. The record is from RefSeq and is a predicted model, not a curated record. Lineage: Eukaryota; Metazoa; Chordata; Actinopteri; Centrarchiformes; Centrarchidae.
CCCAGCCAGACUCUCUGGUUGGGAGGAACGGCUUUCACUGGAUUCUCUGCGACACUCUGCAAACAUCAGCAGCAGCUGCAGCAGCUCUCAAAGACUUCACUACAUCAUCUGCCGUGACGCUGCAAUGACCUCACUCAGGCUGGUGCCCUUGCUGCACUCCCUCCUUCUCCUCCAAGUCCAUCUUUCCAACCAGAUAGAGGACAACAAGAUCCCUCCCAGUCUGUGCACUGGUCACCCUGGUAUCCCGGGCUCUCCUGGAGCUCACGGGAGUCCUGGUCAGCCGGGGAGAGACGGGAGGGACGGGAGAGAUGCUGCUCCUGGGGAGAAGGGAGAGAAGGGGGACAGGGGAGAACCAGGUGAGACAGGAGUGCGAGGCCUGACAGGGGACAGAGGUGACCCAGGAGAUAAAGGAGAGAGGGGCCAGGCAGGAGAGUGUGCGGUGGCCCCCAAAUCAGCCUUCAGUGCCAAACUAUCUGAGACCCGCACUUUACCCCCGACUGUAGGCGAUGUAGUGCGCUUCGACAAGAUCGUGCUCAAUGAGCAGGGCGACUACAACGCGGAGACGGGACGCUUCACCUGCAAAGUCCCUGGAGUGUACUACUUCGCCGUCCACGCCACAGUGUACCGUGCCAGCCUGCAGUUUGACCUGAUGAAAAACGCACACACGGUGGCAUCUUAUUUCCAGUUCUACGGCAACUGGCCCAAACCGGCAUCUCUAUCAGGCGGCUCCCUGCUCCACCUCGUCCCUGGUGACCAGGUGUGGGUCCAGAUGGCUCUGUCAGAGUACAACGGAUUAUACUCCAGCACCAAGACAGACAGCACCUUCACCGGCUUCCUGGUGUACUCAGACUGGAAAAACUCGGCUGUUUUUGCAUGACAUGUGCAUAUGAACAAAACAAAGUCAUAUCCCAAUUUGGGAAAUGAACCACAACCGGUUUCUUUUUUCUUUUUUUUUUUUGUUCGUUCAGUUGUUCUAAUUGAGCAGUUCUGGAUAAAAACAAGUGAAUAAGAUGUGACUUGGUACAUCUGUAUUUGUGUAAGAAGUAAAAGAAUAACACUCCAGACAAUGUUACUUGAAUGGCACAUACCGUACUGGUGAAGUGUGAGGUUGUGAGGUACAGACACACACAAGCAGCAGUAACAUUUAUUCAGUGUCUGUUCUUCUGUUCUUUAAACUGCUGUGGCACUAAAUUCUCUUAACAGAUGUUAUGACAAAGGCCUCCAGCCAACUCCAGGCCACACAGCUUUCAUGCUACUAUUGCACUUCGUCUUCCUGUUAAUUUCUGCACAGCGAACAUGAAGAAAUGAAUAAAUCAUUGUUGUUUUUAAAACACACACACACACACACACACACACACACACAGACUGACAUACUUGAUACUUGACAAACCUGAGGAGAUCAGUUUGACUAAUUGUUGCAAUAAGUCAGUUCUACACUUUCAACUUGAGAGAUAUUUGAUAUUUGUAUCACUACUUAAGUUGAAGUAUUAUCAGCAAAAUGUACAAGUAUUUAAAGUAAAACUACUCUUUCUGCAGAAAAAUAGCUCCUUUGAGUCAUAUAUUAUUGUGAAUGAAAAGAUAAAAUUGUUAAUACUGACGCAUCAGUAUGUGGCAUUUUACUGUUGUAGCUGCUCAAAGUGGAGCUAGUUUUAAUAAAUCUGAGGGGUUAUGAGAUGACUGAUAGGACAGGAAGGGAGAAACAAUUCACACUCCCCCUCCCCUCCUUUUUGAAUAAUUUCACUUCACUGAGCUUCAAAUUGUCAUUUAAAUGAAACCAUCUGAGAAGUUUAGACAGGAAUUCACUCCUUGUUGGAGCUGCUAACAACUCGUAGACAUCUGAAACACGACAACUGCUCUUUUGUGAGGGGUCACAAGCCCAAAGGUUUGGGAACCACUGGUUUAAUCGUUAACAUGUUUUUUAAACGUUUUUUAAACCUUAAUCUGAGAAGUAAGUAGUAGCUAUAACUGUUAAUAGAUAAAUGCAGUGUGCAACGUUUCCCUCUGAAAUGUAAUGGACUACAUGAAUAAAAUAGCAUAAUGUGGAAAUACUCGAGUAAAAUUUAAGUACUUCAAAAGUACAGUACUUCAGUCAGUAAAUGUACUUGGUUACGUUCCACCACUGCCUGAUUAAUCAACUUUCACUUGGCACUUUUAUCAAUAAAAUUUGACACCCAA